Molecule: messenger RNA, 17054 nt
Organism: Cydia fagiglandana
Lineage: Eukaryota; Metazoa; Arthropoda; Insecta; Lepidoptera; Tortricidae
Gene: tweek
Product: bridge-like lipid transfer protein family member 1
Exons: 58
Coding region: 153-14426 (4757 amino acids)
Biological process (GO): synaptic vesicle endocytosis
Source: RefSeq, a predicted model, not a curated record
UAGUAUAGGAGGAUGGGUAGAGUGAUUAAUUGAUAAGAAUUAAUAGGAAUUUUAACAAAAUAAAACCAAAAAAGAUAUGUGUAGUGUUUUGAAAAUACUCGCAAAACACUUUUGUAUAAAAUGUAAAUGAAAUCCGUAUUGUAGUUAUAAAAAUGCUGAACGCGACCGAGGGCCCGGUGGCGCAGCGCUGGAACUCCACGCUGCUGGAGGACGUGAAGAUCGACAGCGACUUCGCGUUGCUGGUGGUGUCGCUCGUGUCCGCGGUGCUGUGGAUCGUCUACAUCACCUACUACAACAGCCGCGUGCUCGGCUACAUCCUCACCCGCCUCAUCAAUAGGUUCUAUUUCCAAGAUGAAAACUUCAAAAUUGGCUCCUUCACCCUCAACGCACUCUCCGGCAAGAUCAUGUUCCGCGACAUUGUGUACGUGACCUACGACUAUACGCUGCGCGUGCAGGACGGCUACCUCAUCUUCCGCUGGUGGCGCAGCUAUGUUCCCAAGGAUGUUAGUGAAGACUUAUCCCACUCGGACACCCGGCUCUCCAUAAUGCUGAACGGGUUCGAGCUGCACGUGUACAACCGCUGCGAGUUGUACAGCGAGCUCGAGAAGACGUUCGGGCUGGAGCCCCUGGUGAAGCUGCAGCAGGACGACGCGGGCCGCGAGCGCGCCAUGAACCACGCCAACGAGAAGCGGAGGAGAGCGCAGGACACGGUCAGGUCCGAGGCCGCCAUGGCGAGGACCUGGAGAGACCUCAUACCCGUCAUUAAAAUAGAUAUCACCACUUCCCGCAUCGUCUUCGGCAACCGUUUAGUCCCUACAACUCUUUCUAUCAGCGUUGAGGAAUCACAUCUGGUAUACAGCACCAAACCGCCCGCAUCCAGCCUUGACCAUCUCAUGCACUUCGUCAAGGCGAAGGCGGAGAACUGUAAAGUUAUGUUAGCCCCUAGUCCAAACUACACUGCCAUGGUAGACGAGCCGCCGAGAUAUAUGGGAGAGGGCUUUGUUGUUAUGAGUUCUAAUUACAUAGAGGUGUAUUUUUAUAUGGACGAGCCGGGUUUAGUGCCAGAACAGCCCGUGCUGCUACGGUUAGCUAACGGAGAUGUCGUGGAAUCGGCGCCACCGAUCUGGGGCGUGGACAUUAAAUGUGGGAAAGGGACAGAUUUCAGCUACGGGCCAUGGGCGGACAGGCAGAGGGAUCACCUGUUCAAAUUCUUCUUUCCACCCAAUUAUAAGAGUUUGGAAGUGACCCCUCAGCCCAAACCGGGAGAUCUAAGGCAGAUGCAGUCCUUCGAUAUUAGGUUGUCGACGCUGAACGAGGCCACCAUCGACAUACUGUUCACGAAGAAUAAAGAAACGAACGCCGUACAUAUAAACAUCGGCGCCGGCUCCUACCUGGAGGUGACCCUGCCCUGGAUCGUGCUGCAAGACGGAUACACUACGAAGAUAACCGGCCAACUGCUGCAUCUAGAGGCUACCACCAGUCUGCAGUACAGAAGCUUGGCAGAGAGCGAAACGCUGGAGUACACGGUGAAGUGCCACUACCCUCUUGUAUGGAACCACCACCAGUGCUGGCAGCUCGGCCUCACAGGCUGCAAGGCCACCGCCCACCUGGUCUACACGCACAUCGACUUCAUCCAGGACCUCAUCAACGACUGGUCCAACAAGUCCCGACCCGACAUACUCCACUUCGUUCCUUACACGUGGAAGAUCUCCCUGCUGCUCAAGGAAUGCGAAGUGGUGACCGUCAGCAAUCAGUACAACUGGAUAGACUGCAGCUCGACGAACCAGGAGAACAACCACGUGGCCUUCUGCGGUGACCUGCUGGACGUGUCAUUCGAUCUGCCCUUCGUGGACUUCCUGCCCGACGUCAUCCCGCUGAAGAUCUGGAUCCAGGGCGAGGCUGUCGACAUGAGCCUGUAUCUGCCGGAGGUCAACACGUCCCGGCCGCUGCUGCUGUCGCUGGACAAGAACAUGAAGCUGGUCCCGUGUCGGCUAAAAGCGUCCAAAUGGAGGAGAAAGUGCGUUAAAUCCCAGGGCUGGGUGGAGUGCUGGUCGGUGCCAAUAGUGGCGCUUAGCGUGCGCUACAACUACCACCCCAUCGCGCCGCUCGGGCCCGAGCCUCAAGCGGACAUCACCACGCCAGAGAAAGAGGAAAUCCUUCUAUCUCCCAUGAGAAUACCUCGGAUGAGGAAGCAGCCGCCCAUCAACUGGACGAUGGACGGCAACGCCUUUGACCGCACGUCGCUACCGCCCGACAAGGUCAGCGUCGAGCUCGAGGUGGGCCCCUCCAUCCUGCUCGCCUACGGCACCAUUAUCACCAGCUUCAUGAAUUUACUGGAGAACAUCUUCGGCGAGGACCAGACUUUCACAGACAUGCAGAAGACACCCAACUUGGAGACGUUUUUCUGGUCCAGCGAGAGCACUCCUAAGCCGGAUCGGAGUAGCAUGAAUCAGCACGGAGACAUAUCCCUCGAUAAUACCAGUGAGUCAAGUAAAGAUGCCUUCGACCCGCGGCGAUAUCGACCUUUGGAUGUGACCGUGUCGAUAAUAAUACACGACAUCCAGGCACAUUUAGUAAAGAAUUGCAGCGAAAACGAACCUCCCUGCCCGGUGAUACUGAUUGAGAGGUUCGGCUUCGAAAUGGACAAAAGCUUCAAGGAGACUAAGAUGCAACUCCUUCUGAGCCCCUCUAUAUUGGUCUCGGCGAAUAACCUAUCGCGAACCAACCCGAAUAAUUCCGGAGCUCUAUAUCAGGGCCAUCUGAUGCUCUCGUCUUUCCAGUUACGGGGGCACGGGUUCUUCAGCGAUACCAACCGAUCUGUCGAAGAAGAUACCAUAGAGUACGCGUGGAUGAUGGAGCUUCAACUCGGCCAGCUGACCGGUCGCUUGACGCUUCCGCAGCUCUACCAGAUCGUGUCAUCCCUCGAGACCUUUCUACUCCUCAUCACAGACAGUGAAAAUGAACUAAUUCCGCCUAAUUCAACAAAACAGUGCCACCACGGCAUGAACAGCAACAUUUGUCCGGAGACGGACGUGGCGCUGAAAUACCGGUGCCCGACCACUAACGAGAUCAAAUACAAGAUGAUCCGAGUCGCGAUAGACUUAAUAGACAUUUACAUCGCGGACACGAAUACUACGCUUCAAACGUGGAUUUCACCAGUGAGACUAAGUUUGUGCAACCUGCACGGCGCCGGAUUCGGGAACGGGCUGACGGGUCUGCUGCCGCACAUGAAGCUGGCGCUGUUCACGCAGACCAACAUGCAGAGCAACUCGCACCACGCCUCCAACGGCAGCAACACCAGUCAGAGCAAACUGCCUGACAGCGAGAACUGGCUCGGCGUGGGCUCUGUAUCUCUAGGCCCAGUUUUACUUGAAGCGGCUUCAUCGUUACCACAGAGUCCGAGGAAUCUGCACUUAGUGCAGCAGAAAUUCUUGAAGCUUCACGACGAGAAAACUAAACGUCUGUGGUUCAUGUGGCCCAAUGAAGGCAAGACCGCCUUGUGCGGCUGCAUAGGCGGCUGUGCAUUCUUCGGUUCCAAUAGGAACGGAGCGAACUUCUUGAAGCCGAAUCCUUCAGAUCUCCAGGACGGCAUCAACGUAGCGAUGUUUAACAUAAUAGAGACAGCGCCCGGCGAGUACGGCUACGGACAGAGCUUGCUGCACCCCGGCCAGCUCGUGUUUCACACCCCGCCCUACGACAGCCUCAACGUUUGCCUACAGCCGUCUAACACCUCCACUCUGAUCCCGUCACCGCUGCCGCAGAACCUUAACAAAUCCCCACAGAGUACAGAACGUCGAAGUUUAACCCGACGGUUCUCGUACACCAGUAUGGGCAAAGGCAGCAGCAACGUACUAGUUUCGAGCACCAAAAGUGAUGUCCCCUACGCCCGCUUGGUCGACUCCACGGUGCCUCUAGGCAGCACGAAAAUCGACAGCGAUUCUAAACUCCACAAGAGCAUACUGAGUGUCCCUCAGAUGGAGAGCAGCGUCUCUGAUUCAAAGUUAGCUCUAAGUUGUACAGUGAAAGACAACACCAACCUGAACAAGAAAGUGCCCGCGCAUACGGACGUCGAAUCGUUUGCGGUCCCGAAAGUGCCUGCGCGAAGCGUCGCCGUGUCCGAGUCUCAUUACUCGUUGAACUCGCACCCGGCGCCGCACGAGGAAGCCAUUCCCCUGGAAGUGCAGAGAACCAUGUCGAUUACAAGUGAGAACCACUCGGAAGCCUUCUUCUCCGCGGACGAGGAUAUGUUCCCGAGCCGAUCCUCGAGUCUCAAACAUUCCUUCGGUAGCCGCCACAGCAACCCUAAAGACAAGAGCUCCUUUGGUAUCAACGACAUCACGAACGAGAAGUGGACGAACUCCAUGCCGAGGUCGGAACCCGUGGACGGUCCGGACACGAUGAGCAACUUGAGCACGGGUGCUCAGCCGGACUCCGAAAGUGGUUCCGUAUCGUCCACCUCUUUCAUUUCCGCCAUUUCGUCGCAAGAAGAUAUGACGCUGGUAAACCUGCACAUGCAAACCAACAAGCCCAUCGUGGACUCUCCUCUCCUGAUGGCCAGCUACAUGCAGAACCUUCCACAGUACAAAUGCACCAACUGGGGCACCUGUUCCCUCCCGAGCGGAACCGAUGUCUUCACAUUACCGUUGUUUAAACGCGCGGACGAUGGCUCAUUGAUAUACGUGGGCCAGAAAUAUUUGCCCAAGUUCGAGCCUUUCGGGAAGAAUCAUAUCAUGAAGCUAGUCUCCAAGAAGGAGGGUCACACGAGCCAAACUCAGCACGGACCUUUUUCAAAUUUAACACCACACUUCAAUAACCAAAUCAAGGCUCAUCCAUAUCCACAAGGUUGGUGGGACUUACAACAAAACAUGGAUAACCAAGAGAAUAAGGAACAGAGUACCUCUUCGACGGCAACCACUACCAGCGACAGCAAAAGUGGUCUGUCCGUAAAACUGCGAGGAGAAAUCGACAUCAUGCUCACUCCUCUAGUCCUCGAGAGCACACAGAGAUUCGUCGAGUCCCUCACUCCUGUUCUAGCGAACAUACAUCCCAUAACCGUGAUCAACCAUCUGCGACUGCUCUGUAUCUCAUCGGUGCAGAGCGCAAACAUCUUGAAACAGAAGCAGUACGCUUCCAACUGGCUUCCAUACAUGCAAUCUCGUAACCAGACUAGCAUAGCCAUGGAUAAGGACGACAAAUGUAAAUUAGCUACUAUACCACACUCAAACGUAUACGAAGAGACAAUUUGUGACCAGCUCCAAGCCACAGUCACGGUUCCGAAAGUUAACGUAAUCUUCAUUCAGUCUUCAGUGGUCGAAGACAUGAUAUCGUUCUCGGCGUUAGAUAACAUCCAAGACUUAACGUGCGUAUCUCUCUUCGGCGUGUCAGUAGAGAACAUCACGGCGAAAUACGUCAGCUCGAAAAAGACGCUAGAAUCUGUACAGUUAUAUUACAGACCGACGCUUCGAGCGCUCGGCAGCAAGAAGUCAUUCGGUAUAAUGAAGGGUCUGGGUGGAAGGGCGCUGAUCUCCGCGCAGGGCAGCGGCAGGAAGAGGGGUCCGGAGAGAGGAGACCCCGUAUACAUUGAGACUUCGCAGCAACAGUGCGAGGACACUACCAUCACGCUCAAUGUUGGCAAAGUGCACGGACAACUGAGACGCAUCCGCAACGACCCGUCCCAACUGAAGGACGCGACCAUCACCGGCAUCCCGUGCCAGCACUCCAAGGUGGCCUUCAAGUUCAUCAAGGUGGACCCCGGGGCCAAGACGUGCGAGGCUGCGUGCUGCCAGAACGGCGGCGGCGCAACAGACGCGCAGAAGGAAAAUGCUAUCGGCUACAUCAUGUUCGAGUGCGGCCUCGAGGGCAUCACCAUCAAGGUAUCCCAACACGCCCAAACCCACAAACCAGAUGAAAAACCCAAACCCGAGCCGGAGAGUUGCCGGGAAUCCGUCAAAUCCGCGGAGGAACUAAAGCCAGACAAAGAGAAGACUAAACCUAGGUCGUCCGGCAUCGAGGACCUGUUCAGGAAGAGGGACUCCAACUCCAAGCCCAGCACUCCCAACCUCAACACCGCGCAGCCCGCGGCCCCGCCCGCGCCGGCCCCAGAGCCGUCGACGCCCGGGCCGGAGGAGCCGCCCGCCGAGAGCCAGGCGGCGGCGCCGCUCAAGGACAACGGCAACUCCUCCUCGUGCGCCGUCGACCUCAAGCUGGUGUGGUUCAACUUCGCCGCGCCGCCGCGCACGCCCAUCACCAAGAAGAUCGACUACACCAGACUGGACUGGAACCUGCUAAGCACGGCGUCGCCGGCCAUCAACGCGUGGAUGAACCCGUGCAACCGGCUCGGCAUCCGCGUGGUGGCGCUGUACCGGGCGCACGCGCGGCGCCUCACAGCGACGGCGGCUAGUCUGAUGGCUGCAGCGUUGGAUCUGGCUCCACACCACACCCUGCCCAAGAGCCGCUACGGGCGCCACACGCCGAUGGCCAAGCAACUCCGCGAGGAGCCGUCGCUGCAGCUGUGCUGCGUGCUGCUGCGGUACGCGCUGCAAGCGGACGCGGCGGCGGUGCAGGCGGACCUGGCCGAGAGACAUCUGCCUAAACUUUCUACCUUACGACAGGGCGUGAUAGUCCUCAGCCGUCAGUGGAAGAACAUCUUAUAUACGCCAUUACUAUUGGAACACAACUACAAGAGCAAAGUUAUGAAGCCCCUCAACGUGACCUUCGCUCUGCCGGAGCUCAUUGAGGACUCGGUGGAAGGCUGGCAAGAGUACCAGGUGGACAACGAGGUCCUGGACGAGAACUGUCUGCUGCUGAACCUCGACACCGACAAGAUCGAGGUGCCCGCGCGCGCGGCGGGCGGCCGCGGCAGCCUCGGGUUCCCUUCGCUACCAUUUUCGACGCGCAAGCCGACAUUCCAUGAUGACGCCAUCGCUAAUUACGGCACGCUGAAGGAAGAGUUCCCGGCGGUGGGCUCGAACCCGUCGCUGUACUCGCCGCACGGCUCGGACGACAACCUCGGCAGCGAGCGCGCCAGGGAGGACCUCUACCAGUGGAUGGCCAAGCAGGAACCCAUCAAAGUUGAGUCUAAGACGAAGAAGCCCAUGAUCCCGGCCUCCAAGAUGAACCCGCGCGCCAUGGCGGCCUCUCUCCCGGCCUGCAGCCUCUACCCGCUCCAGGGCUCGCUGAUGCUGCUGGAUGCGCACCUGGUGUUCCAGCCGCUGCUGGCCGCGCUCGGCGUGUGUCCGCAGCAGGUGGCACAAGGCGAAUCAAAGAACAAGUCCGGCGCAGAAGGCUCGAGUGCCUCGCCAGCGCUGGAGUCCCUCGGCUCCAAGCUGUCGCUGGGCGGCAUGAUCGACGUGUUCCGCAUCGACAUUGUCGUCAGCGAGCUGAAGCCGCGCCGGCACCCGCCCAAGGGGAAAGGUCAGCCUUCGCACAUCGACAUCCCCUCUGAGACGCCAGCUUUUCUCUGCGAGAAAGUGUCCAUCGACGUGGACCUGAAGAAAGUGGCCGACAUGGCGGUGGACGACCUCAUACAGCGUCAGAAUGUGCUCUAUAUAUCGAGGGGGCAGCUUAAAAAACAUAUCAGCACUAUGCUCAACUUCAACAUCAGCGUCCGAUUUAUAUCACAGCAGGUGAACAUGCCGCUGCUGCGGCUGCUGCACCAGAUCAGCAACAUGUACCAGAACGUGAAGGACACGCAGACCGAGCUGCGCGCGCAGACCAAGAUCUCGCACCGCCAGAGCAAACACGCUGCUGACUCUGUUUCAGACUUCCGCGAGAACCUGGUGAGCGUGUCGUCGCUCGACAAGGAGAGCCAGUUCGCCGCCCUCGACCCCAAGUGGGAGCUGCGCACGCCCACGCCCACCCCCGAGGCCGCGCCGCCGGCGCUCGCCCAGCAGAAGCUGCCCGCGGGGAAGACCAGGCCGCAGAGCUUCGCGCAGAAGCUGAGGUCCACGGGGAAGAGCGUUAAGGGGAAAUUGGGCUACAGCUCGCUGAGCGAGGGCGCGCACACGCCGCACGGCGCGCGCGAGGCGGGCGCGGAGGCGCGGCGGCGGGCGCCCCUCCCCCUCCCCCUCCCCGCCCUCCCCGCCCUCCCCGCCCUCCCCGACGACGGCUCGCUGGCGCCGCGCUGCUGGCGCACCGUCUACUCGCUGCUCAGUCUCUACGCGGACAUGCCGGACGCGCACACUAUCACACACAGGUUCUCAGUGACGACGGAGCUGCCAGAACAGUACCGAACGGGCCGCCCCGCUCGGCCCAGCUCCCGGGAACAGAACACCAGCAACUCUUCGUCCAGCGGCGCGGGGAUGGGCAUCGUCGUCAUGGGAGUCGCUAGGAUCCAUCGAACCCGACUCCUGGCGUCCCUGUCCGGCUUGAAGCUGGAGGCGGAGAUCACGUCGCUGCACGCCUCCCUGCAGGCGUCCCGCGCGCGCCAGUGGUCGCUCACGGGCGUGGUGGGCCGCAGCAUGAUCGUGCUGCUCGAGGGCGUGGCUCCUAACCAUCAGACCGUGGUGCGAGUGUCGGUCGGCAAAUCUCAGGCGCUGUACUCGUGGGAGGCGGGGCGGGGCGGGUCGGGCGCGGCCGCGCUCGUGACGGUGGGCGGCGUGCGCGUGGACCUGCCGCAGCACCCCGUGGCGCUGCACGGCGUCAUGACGCGCUCCAGCCGCCAGCUGUCGUGCACGCUGCAGGAGCUGGGCGUGACGCGCGCGGCGUCGCGCACGUCGCGCGGCGCGGAGGCGGACGAGGAGGCGGCGGCGGCCCCGCCCGGCCCCGCCCCGCGCGCCGCCGCGCCGCCGCCCCGCGCCGCGCCGCUGCUGCCCGCGCCCCGGGUGCAGUUCAAAGUCGGCCUGCAGAGUCUCAGCAUCACGGCGGCUCUGCUGCCGUCGCUGCAGGCGCAGUACAAGAUGGAGCACGUGCAGAGUUCGGGCGUCACCGGACGGAAGGCGCAUUUUACAGUAGACCUACCGCAACACUCGCUCAGCUUCGUCACUAAGCUGCAGGUGUCGGAAGCGAACAUCCCGUCGUCAGCCAUCGUGGCGCUCCCCGCCGCUCACGUGGCCGCCCGUGUUUUAGAAGAUGCACCCAACGGGCAGGCGCUCGAGCCGGGCGCGGUGCUGCGCGCCGGGCGCUACCUGUCCGCGACGGCCGACAUCGGCCUCUUCGAGCACACGCUCUCCACCGACCUGCUCAACCAUCUCGUCUUCGUGCAAAAGGUUUUCAUGAAAGAAGUGAACGAAGUGGUCCAGAAAGUGUACGGCGGCGAGAAGCCCGUGCCGCUGUGGAGCGAGGAGGAGGCUUCCACCUCGGCACUCAACAGGAUACUCUUCUCGUUGCUUAUUAGGAUCAAGCGUAUCCAGCUUACAGCGACGACCCCGAGCAACUCGGCGGUGCGACUAGAAACUGGGGCGGUGGAGUUCGAGCUGUCCAACCGCGUCCAGAACGUGCAGCCGGCUGAACCACAUUCACUGAGGCUGUUCGCCCGCGCUCAGGUACUACUGUCCUGUCAACAGCGUGUCCAGCUGACAGCGACGACCCCGAGCAACUCGGCGGUGCGACUAGAAACUGGGGCGGUGGAGUUCGAGCUGUCCAACCGCGUCCAGAACGUGCAGCCGGCUGAACCACAUUCACUGAGGCUGUUCGCCCGCGCUCAGGUACUACUGUCCUGUCAACAGCGUGUCCAGCUGACAGCGACGACCCCGAGCAACUCGGCGGUGCGACUAGAAACUGGGGCGGUGGAGUUCGAGCUGUCCAACCGCGUCCAGAACGUGCAGCCGGCUGAACCACAUUCACUGAGGCUGUUCGCCCGCGCUCAGGUGGAUCUGAACUUGAGCUUAGGGCAGCUGAUCCGCAACGCCAUGUUCGAGGAGGCCGAGCCGGAGUUCCAGCAGUACGCCUUCUUCAACACCAGAAUAGCCAUGCGCAACGCGUUCCAAGAGGAGAUGGUGAGCGGCGAGGACAAGGAGGUGGUGCUGAUCACGCUGAAGCGGCCGCUCAUCUACAUCCAGCCCGUGGCCGUGGACCGCGCCAUCCUCGUCUGGCUCAACUACAAGAACGCCUACGAGUACUGGAACGAGAAACGACUCAACCUCAACAAGGAGGUGCUCACUGCGACUCAACAGGUCUUCGAGAAGGUCCAACUGACAUCCCAAAUAACGACGCCGCACGUCAGCACCCUGUUCCUGCAGCUCAACGUCGACGACAUCGGGAUAUGCAUACCGCUCAACCAACCACCUGUGGCAACGUGGGGCCGCGGAGUGUACGAGUGCGAGUCCCGCGGCGCGGUGGUGGUCACGCUCGAGAGCACCAGCAUCUCGGCGUGUUCGUCGGGGUCGCUCGUCAGCAAGGGCCGCUUCGUAGGCCUCUGCCUGCGCUUCGCGGACGACUUCGAGACGUCCCUCGACGACUGGAAGCCCGACCCCGACCAGAGCGCCAUCAACGUGUGCUGCGUGUCGGAGGGGACGUAUGAAGUGUGCAGCCGCACCACCGCCUCCAAACACAACGAGAACGCGAAAUGGUUCCUAAACGUGUCCUGGCAGAUGGAGGGCGUGGACAUCCACCUCGACGUGAACGUCGGGAAGCAGCUCUCCGCUCUGGGGCACACGCUCACCAUGCUGACAGGUUUUGAAGAAGAAGAUCCUCUCAAAAUGGACUAUGAAAGCGAUUUGGACGACGAGGCAGACAAUAGCAAAGAUUCACAGGAGAGCAUAAUCCUCCGGCGGAAAUACACCGAUCACCUGCCGGCCUUCGUGUUCGACAACACCAUCGACGCCAAGAAGCGCUCCAAGCUCAUCGAGAAGGAGAUGAACGAGCAGGCCAAGAUCAUCAACGAUCUCCGGACCCUGGGCGCCAGCCACAGCACCAUCGAGUACGAGAUGAAGAGGCUGCACGACCUCGAGGCGCUGGUCUUCAAGGACUUCCGACGAGACAUGAUCCAGAAGCUCCGGCGGCAGAGCGUGCGCGCGAGCACCAUCACCAAGGGCAAGCUCGGGCUCGGCUCCAACCGCUCGCGCUCCUUCGUCGCCCCGGAGCCGCCCAUGGACUUCCUCGAGAUGGACGAACCGAAUCUGAUGACGGGAAACGUCGGUGACUCCGGGGAGACUCUCCUGCUGGGCGACGAAGACAACCGACUGGCCGACAUCAUAGAGGGGGGCUCCUGGAGCUCCAUGGAGAGCGAACCUCUCACGGGUCCCUCGCGGUCGGCGUCGCUCCGCGGGCACUCUUGCGGCGGCGCGCGCUCCGUGUCGUUCCAGCCGCCGCCCGUGCAGCGCCAGAGCUCGCUGCCCGCGCAGCCCGACCACUGGCCGCCGCACGACCACCAGCCGGACCCCGUGCAGCUGCGGCGCAGAGAGGGAGCGGCGACGUCCGAGGCCGCGGGCUCGGAAGGGAAGGGCGGCAAGGCGAAGACGGCGGAGCCCAACAUCGACUUCGAGCUGGACGUGAAGGUGCACAUCAACAGCGGGAAGUGCGUGCUGCACACCAAGGAGCCCUCCAAGGAUGACGACCUUAAGAUCAGCGCAUCACGCAUGCGCGUGGGGCGCUCGGCGUCGGGCGGGCUGGGCUCGGCGCCCGGCUCCCCGGGGGCGGGCGGGGGCGCGGGCGCGGGCAGCGCGCAUGCGCGGCGCGGCAAGCCCCCCCCGCCGCGCCUCCCGCCGCCCCCCGACCUCACCGUGUUCCGCGUGCCCGGCCUGCACCUCCAGGUCCACUACGAGUCGAAGACGAUCCCCGAGGAGUCGGCGUCGCCGCUGGCGCCCCCCGCGGCGGCCGCCGGCCCGCCCCCCGCGCCGCCCGCGCCGCGCAAGGGCAUCAAGAAGGCGGCGCUGUUCGCGUGGAUCACGGUGCAGAGCAUCCCGGAGGAGACCGUCAUCAGCCCGCACAUCCUGGAGUUCCUGGAGCAGACGCUCGAGCCGAUACCGACGAAGGCAUCCUUCGCGGCGCCCACUCCGGAGACGGAGACGGGCGACCGGUCUCAGUCGGCGGAGGGUGCGUCGUACGGGCAGUAUGUGUACGCGUCCUUCCCCGUCGACGUGAUCGUGCAGUUCCACAUGCAGCCCUCCACCUUCCGCUUCUCCUGUCUCCCGGCCUCCAGGGUCGAGUGCCUGCUGCAGCUGCCCUCGCUGAGGAUCGUGUUCAGCUCCAAGCGAGCCGUGGAUGAGGCCGGUCUGCCAGCGGUGGCGAUGGGCGGCCUCAGCGUAACGGGCUGCCUGGCCGACUUCUCCGUGUACAUCUUCCACCCGUACGGCGGCAAGAAGUCCAGCCUGAAGGAGCCGCAGUGGUCGCCGCUGUCGGACACCGAGCGGAAGGAUUCGCUGAGCAUCAACGUGGAGUUCGUCAAGUUCCACCUGUCGCGCUCGAGGAAGUUGGACUUCCAGACGGAGCAGGACCAGUCCAAGGCUACUGUGAGGUUUUCAACCAUCGUGGACGUCGGCUCGGCGUGGUUCAAGUACGACAUGCGCCGGCUCGGGGAGAUCCUCGCCUUCCCCAAGGCGUGGUACCGGCGGACCAUCGUGCGCAGGAUGUUCCUGGGCGACCUCAACGUGGAGGCCAGGCCGGCGAGCAACAACGUACCGAUAUCCCCUGUUCUACCACAAAGAGAGAAGAAGACUUUAGACAUACAGAAACCCAAAGAGACCGGCGCGACGCCGGCGGGCGGCGCCGCGUGGGAGACGCUGGUGCUGUUCGCGGUCAACUUCAACAAGCUCAACGUGCACAUGAACAUGGGCAAUGUCAUGGGCAACGUCAGUUGGCAGAGCCGCGACUUCAACUGCACGGGGCGGCUCAGCAUCGGCAGCACCGGGCACCGCAACAUGCUGGUGGGCGUGGCGCUGGCCGGCUCCUCGCUGGACGCGCGCGGCGGCAUCGUGGGCGGCGCCAUCUCGCUGGCCGACAUACACACAUACGUGCACAUAGAAGAAGAGCCCGGCUGCAACCCGGGGCACACUUGCGGGGUGCGGCUGGCCGCGCUCGAGCUGCGGCUGGAGUACAUGGGCACGUCCGUGCUGCUGGCGCGCGUGUCGGCGCUGCAGUGCCAGCUGCGCGACGAGUGGCUGUGGCGCGCCAAGCAGCCGCCGAGGCACAAGCCGCACACACACAGGCCGGCGAUCAUCCUGACGCACGGCACGCUCUCGUGGCAGCAGCUGCAGCUCCUGAUGAGCCGCAGCACCACCCCCGACCUGCUGAAGAUGCAGUACAAGCUGGAGGAGUUCUUCACGCAGCAGUUCAACUCCUCGCGCCGCGUUCUGUCGGCGUUGCACCCGUACCCGGCCAGAAGGCAGCACUCUACGGCGGCCGGCGCGACGCCCGGAGCCCCGGCGGCGGACAAGCCGGCGGACGGGCAGGCGCCGCCGGAGCUGCGCCACCACCGACACUGGCAGGAGGUGCUGCGUGCCGCCGCCGGCAUGCGGCCGCACCUGCCCACUGACGACACGGUGCUCGGCGGCACGAUGGAGCUGCACGGCGCCAACAUCUCGCUGGCCUGCUUCCACGGGAACAGCUUCAAGGCCAAGUCCUGGGCGCUCUUCAGCCUCAAGGACCCCUGCAUCAGCUUCGCUACGGAAGCCCAGCAGCUGCCCAACGAUGACGGUGAACUGGAAGUGAACGUGACGCAGUCCCUGACGGCGUCACUAGGCGGCAGUAACGGCGCCGCCAACGGGCACCAAUCAGUCGGCACCGUCUGCCGCAUGACCCGCGCCUUGCUCUUCCCACCGCAGUUUAAGACAUUGCGGGAGUGGUUCACAUACGCCUUCGCCAGCAGCGAGAUAGACGCCAUCGAGUUAUUCCCGUCGCUGGAGCUGGCUCGCGAGCGGGAGGCGGGCGCGGGCAACACCAACAGCGCGGAGCGGGAGCGGGAGCGCAACGCGGAGCGGGAGCGGGAGCGCGAGUCCGCCGCGCCCGCGCACGCGCAGCACCAGCGCGAGGUCAUCUUCGCGCUGCCCGCGCUGCAGCUGCACCUCCGGACCAAGCACCGGCAGAGCCCCGCGCCGCCCACCGAGCAGGACGCGAAGCCCGUAGUGGAGUGCAGCUUCAUCACGGAGUUCGAGGAUCACAUCUUCGUGUCGGUGGAUGCCGAGGCGUUCCUGUUUCUUCACGAUUUGAUAUCGUCUUAUAUCAAGGAGAAGGACCGCGUCAUGCCGGGCACGGGCACGCGCGCGGCGUGGGGGGAGGUGGCCGGCGCGCGCGCGCCCGCGCAGGACUACCGCGACUACCACUGCCUCACCUGGCACCUCGAGCCCACCGUCAGACUGCUGUCAUGGGGCGGCAAGUCCAUCGAGCCGUACGGCGUGGACUACAUCCUGCAGAAGCUCGGGUUCUCGCACGCGCGCACCACCAUCCCCAAGUGGGUGCAGCGCGGCGCGCUCGACCCGCUCGACAAGCUGCUGGCGCUCGCCCUGCUGCGCCUCGUGGCGCUGCUCCCGCACAAGCCACUAGCGACCUAAGGACGUCGCACUUACAUUCAAACUCUAUACCGCCUAUGGCACACCCUGGACAGGACAAACUCCUCGCCUGUUGCUGACUCAGACGUCAAUAGCGGGUUAAGUGCGAUGCGAUAAGGUUGAAAUUGGUUUGAUUCUAUUCGGCAGAAGUCAUAUUUCAUGCGUUAAAGCAUUACGAUGAACGCCUCGUCGCAUUACAAAUUAUGAAGUUCCAAACUAAAAUACGUUCUACCUACGUUCACCUAUUAUAUACGAGUUUCGUGGAAUUGUGUGGUAACUACAACACAAGAAAUCUAAAGUUGUAACAGUGAAUCAAUAGUACAUUGUGCAACGUGGGAGGUAAGGUGGCCACUGACGAGCCUUCCAAUAGUCCAAAUAGCGUGGCUGCAAUCCAAAAUCGGUCCGUGAAUGUCAAAAACGUACAAUGUUUAAUAUUAGGAUGCCAUCCAUUUGGAUGAAUCCAUUGUAACGGCAUCCAUUUGGAAGGCUCAUCAGUGGCCUGCUGUAAGUGUAAAUUUGGAGACGUGGGUUUUUAUUCCCGACAGCCGCAGGCCGGAGGGAAUUAAAGACCCGAGUUUGCGAUUUUCUUACCGUCGGAGUCACAAUGCUUUUCAUUACACUUGCUCGAAAAGGACCUUAUUAAAUAUUUUUUGUAGAAAAGAAUGAUAUACAAAAUAGAUGGCGAGACACUAACAAUGAACAAUCAUCGACAAAUGUAAACAUGAUAUCUCAAAGAUACUCGUACUUGUUAAAUUGUUCACAAACCAUGUGGACAAGCGCGGAUCGAAAAAUUUAAUUUGAAUUUAUAAGUAACUCGUUUAAACAGCCAAUUAAAUACGAGUAUCAGAGCGACUGAAAGUUUAUUACAUGUGUAGUAAUCUUAAACCCGAUUGAGAUUUUGAAAAGAAAAGGAUAACCAAUGACACGCUUUCAAGAAAUAAAUUUUCGACAAAAUUGGCAUUAUUAAGCAGUAUAACUGAACGGUUAUGCUUAUGACAAAAGGUAACAAUCAUGAGUAUAAACUGGCGUACGGAAUAUCUUCUAUAUAAUUAUAACGUGUACUCACGGAUAGGACGAAUCGAACGACAAAAUAUGCUUUAAAUAGAUAGAAUUCUCUGUUAAUACGUUUAUGAAUACAAAAUUAUAAUUAUACAUUUAAUGUUAUUGAAUAUGACGGUAUUGACGGUGUAAUCUUUGACAUAUAUAUGUUAUUAUCCUUUUAACCGCCAGCAAUUUUAAAUCGAGCGUGCUUCUGUCGCCACCGACAGAAAUUGUACCACGCCGAGUAAGGUUGGCAUAGUUACGGGAGUAAUAAAUGGGCUGUGAAAACCAAAUCAGAUCUUUGUCUUAUUUAUCAGACUGUGGCGAAAUGAGCUGGAUAUGUAAUGUCUUAUAUAUCAGACUGUGGCGGUUAAAGGGUUAUAGUAGUAAUUGAUUUUAAUGUUAAGUACAAUCGAUCCUUCAUAUAAAUAGUCGAAAUCGUCCAUUGUAUAAUGAAAUUUUCCUUUUUAUUCCAAAGAUAUUAUUAUGUAUAAUGGUUUGAAUACUUUUGUCUAUGUGUGUUUGUAGUUUAUAAUGUUGUGACCGGUGUAACGGACACUUUGUUUAUUGCUUUAGCCCUCAAAACGAGAUAUGUAGAUAUUUUGGAAAUGUUAGUAUUGGGACACCGGUGUGGGCAUAGCAUUAUCGCUCUGCUAGAAACACAACGAAGAACAUAGGUGAAUCGGGUAGGACAGUGUGGUAGUGGUAGCUCUAGACGUGGUAGCUGCUGACCCGACAGCAGGAUUGGCGAUGGCGCAUUUUCUUGUUGUCAAGGUUCGCCACUCAAACGGGUUAUUCAUACCUAUACCUACAUGUUUCCUUUAGUAUUCCUUGACGAUGAAUAAAAAUGCGCCUUAGAAGGUAGGGAAUCGUCCAACUACCGUAAAAUGCUUUAAUGUUUGAUUAGUCGGACUAUAUUAUUUUUUUACGCUAAAAUUGGAUUUUGUAUAAAAGUUACAAUUAGUGUGUUCAGUGGAGUCACUGCCUCUUGUGCCGUGUAUAGCAGGCGGCCAGCAAUAAUAGUUUAUUGUGGUGUACAGGCGAGGCUUGUCCCGUUCCGUACGAGUAGGCUGCAAGUUGAAGUCGUUGGAAAUAUAUACUGCCAAAAAUUAAUCGGAAGUAUUCAGCUAGUAGUCUCCACACAUUGGCUAAAAAAGGAGGCCUGUAUACGGUGGUUUAAAAAUUUUGUAAAAAAGAAACACGAGUAUUUCGAGAGAUGAUAUUUCCAUAAAUACAAGUGUUGUACUUCAUUGGCCGAAUGACCGAGUCACAUCGCUUUUUAAUUAAUAACUUUAUUUUAAGGCCAAUGGAAAAAAAAGCUAUAAAACAAACUAACCGAUAUGAGUAUCAUUUGUCCCAGUGCAGUAAAAAAGGUUACAGUUGUGGUACAUUCGGGGAGUUAUUGCCAGUAUUACUGACGACGAUCGAGCAAUCAUUAGGUAAAUUCGCGAAAGCGGCAGCUCUGUAUAAAUUUGUAUAUUAUGUUAUUGAGUAAGUAGGUCGAAGUUUCUUAUAUGUACUGAUUAUAUUUUUAUUAUGGAACUGGUAACUUAUUGUACAUAAUGUGAUACGAAUAAAUUAUUAGAACUA